UCAGUCAUAAUUUGUCGAUUUCGGCUUUAAUUGAACAUUUAUGAUUGUUAUUUAAAUUUCCUUGUAAUUAAUUUUUUUUUUUUCUAAUAUAAUUAAAUAAUUUUACUUAGUUUAUAAAUUAAUAUUUUUUUCUUUUUAUUAACAACUCCAUCAUGGCAGAUAAAUUAACGCUCGAUAAAGUUGCCAUGAAAGAUCGUGCAACGGCACAUCUUCGAAUAUACGUUGGGGGGCUUACGGAUGAGGCCAAUGUAGACGAACUAUACAACCAUUUUAUAGAGUAUGGCCAAAUUGACGGUAUCAUAAUAAACAGAAUAUUCGGAUUUGUACAAUUCCAACAGGAAUCAAGCGCUAAUGAUGCUAUAGCAAAAGCAAAUGGAAGUGUUUUUCAAGGCAAAAAGAUAACAGUUAGAGCAGCUCUUAGAAAUAGUGGACCAAAACCCAGGGAAACAGAAACAGUAACAAUUAAAAACGACAUUCCUCCCGCUGCACCUCUCAGUGAUAAUAAAAUGCCUGUUCCAGAAGAGGUUCCUGAAGAACAAUAUGACAAUUAUGGAAACUAUGAUCAGGGUUAUAGAGAAGAAGACUAUGAUGAUGGUUACAAGGGUUGGAACGAGCGGGACGUAUCUCGGGGAGGCUUGAGGGGGAGAGGCCGCGGUAGAGGCAGAGGGAGGGGGAGUAUAAGAGAAAACGAUGCUAGGGGGUUCAGGGACAGAUCACCACUAAGAGGUGACUGGCCCGAAAGAAACUUUGACCGAUACACACAACCUGAUUAUCCGAGAGCAUUACCAGUACCUGAAAGGAAUGACUGUGAGAUUAUUGUAGUGUCAAAAGCUUUAACAGAAUAUGCAGAGUACAUAGAAGAGCGUCUGAAGAGAUUAGGCAUAGUCGUAGACCUUUUAUUCCCCAUGGAAGAUGUGCCAAUAGGCAAAGUGCUUGGUAACAUUGCGUCACGUGGAUGUCUUUACGCAAUACUAGUUAUGCCAACGAACCUUGAACACAGAUCUCUCACGCUGACCAUAUUACAUGGACUACCGCAAGAGCACCGCAACAUGCCUAUAGAAGACGCGUUGACGUUAAUGUCGCGGAACUUCCAGGAGGUGCAGAGGGGAGGGGCGCGGGGGAGGGAGGCGGUGUACGCACUUCUGGGACAGCUGGCUGACGGACGAGCGCUUACCGUGCUGCAAUACGACAAGGUCAUCGAGUACCUCCAGGAACGCAGAGAGCAGCAAGUUAAAUUAGAAUUAGGGGAACCGACGCCAGCACCGAACAACAAAACUCAAGUUGAUUUGCAACAGAGAAUAUUAAGUAUACUCAAUGACAAGAAGACGAAAACCGAAUCACCUCCCGCCCCGUCCCCGCCUAAACCGGAACAAAAUAAACUUCUGAACGACCCGACGGUCAGAAAGGCUUUAGAUUCCAUCUUGCAGAAGUUCAUAUAAGUUAAUGAAAUUUACAUCAAAAGACCUACUAUGUAGUUCUUUAAUGUAAACUUUUUUUUUUUUAAUUUCCAGCUUUUUUGUACAUGAAUUUUAUUUAUGAAUUAAAUGUGUUAAGUAAAUAUAAUUCUUUUUAUGCAAUUUUAAAUAAAUUUGUCAAGUUCAAACCAGCCAAGUGAGAGAUAAUAAACAUGAUUGUCAUAAUAUGUAAGCGAUAAAUUUAAGUAAGAAUAGGUAAUAAAGUAAUUUCUUAAUAUA
Molecule: messenger RNA, 1694 nt
Organism: Danaus plexippus (monarch butterfly)
Lineage: Eukaryota; Metazoa; Arthropoda; Insecta; Lepidoptera; Nymphalidae
Gene: Neos
Product: nuclear receptor coactivator 5
Exons: 8
Coding region: 153-1439 (428 amino acids)
Molecular function (GO): RNA binding
Source: RefSeq, a predicted model, not a curated record